AUGGGUAAAGGAUGCACCACCUUUCUCGUCGUAGCGUUAUUGACCUUUAACGUGAUAUUCCUCCUGAUUGGUGCAGCAAUAUUAUGUUUCUCCAUAUAUUGUUAUGUGGAUUCGUUGAUCCAGAAUGCUGUAUCCCGUUCUGGACAUGCUGAUAAAAUGCAGAAUUUAUUAUACGCACUUAUCGGUCUUGGCUUGCUGACAAUUGUUGUUUCUAUUUUUGGAUGUUGUGGAGCUUAUCAUGAAUCACGUUGCCUACUUGGAACAUAUUCUAUUUGUUUAACUAUCAUGUUUGGCGUCGAGAUAGCAGUUGGAACAUUGUGUCUAGUGUUUAAAGUUGAAACUGAAAAAAGAAUCAUUCGAGCUUUAGAAAAUAUUAUAAUGCAGUUCAAGGAUGAACAAGCUGAUGGAAAUUUUGAUGAAAGUUAUUCAUAUCGUGAUUGGAUACAGAGAAGUCUUCAUUGCUGUGGAAUUAAUGGAGCUAAUGAUUACCCAGGACUAAGCAUCCCUUCGUCAUGUUGUAUUCCUCAACAUCCAAACUGUCCAGAUAAAUCAGCUUCCUAUACUAUAGGUUGUAAACAGGUAAUCAGUGAUUUGGUAAAAGAAAAAUUCCUUAUGGCGUUAACUCUUAUCAUGAGCGUUCCGAUAUCAAAGCUAUUCGCACUUUUUUUCGCCAUCUUUCUUUGUUGUGUAGUACAACAACGAAAUGUCGUACAGUAUACUGAAGUACAAGUGGAUGCAUGA
Molecule: messenger RNA, 741 nt
Organism: Heterobilharzia americana
Lineage: Eukaryota; Metazoa; Platyhelminthes; Trematoda; Strigeidida; Schistosomatidae
Source: the annotation of a GenBank genome assembly